AUGUCUGCAAAGGAUUUAUUGAUUUAAUUAUUUGGAUUGCCAAAAGGAGAAAUCAUCUUUUAAGAUUAUUCUUGUGCUUUAAAAGGCUUAAUUUCAAAAUAUGGAAGAAUAUUCAUAGCUGAAAAUCAUAUUUGCUUUUAUGCAAAUCUUGCAGGAAGCAAAACAAAUUUAGUGAUUAAAUUAGAUGAUAUUGCUAAAUUGGAUAGUAAAAAUAAGAGUGAUAUUGAUAUCACCUUAAAGGAUGGAAAAACAUUUUGUUUCAAUGGUUUUCAUGACAAAGAUUAAGUAUACAAUCUAAUGAAUGCUUUAAUAUCAGGUUAACCAUUAUCAAAUUAAACAACAUUCUAAACUACAACAGAUAGUGCUAGAGAAGAUGAUUCCUAAAUAGAAAAUGCUGAAGUAGAAAUUUAAUUUCUUUAAUCAGGAGCAUCUAUGGAUUAAGAAAUGUGUAAAUUCACAUUUUCCUUUAAUUUAGAUAAAUUUUUUGAAUUCUUUCUUGCAGAUGAUGCACUUGUAUAUUCAAUUGCAGAUCAUAGAUAAUCAGAAAAAGAUACUGAUAUUUAAUUAACUAAAUGGACUCCUAUAGAAGAUAAUCCAACAAUGUUCUAAAGAGAAAUGAAAAAUGUUAUUAAGUUAACAGGUGUUCCUUUUAAAGAUAAAAGUAAAAUGCAUAAACUUUUUACUUAUAAAAAAGAGGCAGAUAAAUUAAUUUAUACUUGCACUACUCAUACCUUAGAUGUUCCUUAUGGAAAUUGUUUUUAGGCUGAAGAAAAGUGGGAAGUAUCAUAAUUAGAAGAUAAUAAAUGUUUAUUGAAAAUAUUUGCUUCAGUUGUAUUUACAAAAUCCACAAUGAUGAAAGGUACAAUUAUGAGUAAAACAAUGUCUGGUUUAAAGGAAGAUUAUGAAAAAUGGAUUAAUAAUGUUAAAAUUAGGUUAGAAGCAAUGGCAAAAUCAUAAAAAUCAUAAGCAUCAAACAUCAAUCAUGAAUAUGAAGAGUAAUUAUUCUAUCUUAUAUUAGCUCUAAAAAAUUAGAUGAUAAUAUUUUAAACAAAAUAAUGUAAACAAAUCAAUCUUAAUAAUAAAAGUAAAAUAUUUCUCAAAGUUAAUUUUAUUAAGGGAGAAAAUCGGAAUUACUUUAUUUAUUAUCCAUAUUUCUUUUAAUUAUAAUUAUGCUCAUUUAGAUAGGAAUAUUAAAUAAAUAAUCAUAAAAACUUGAAAACUUAGAAUAAUUAGUAUUAAAAUUAUAAUAACAAUGA
Messenger RNA from Paramecium pentaurelia, 1256 nucleotides. NCBI's taxonomy places the organism in Eukaryota, Ciliophora, Oligohymenophorea, Peniculida, Parameciidae. The record is from the annotation of a GenBank genome assembly.